UGUGGAUGGAACGGAAAGCUGAGGAGCUGAACGUUUUAUCGAAGGCCUAUGUGUAGACCCUGAUGCUUGAAUGAGUGCAGAAUGAAAAUGCUUCCUGGAGUGGGUGUGUUUGGAACUGGCAGCACUGCCCGGGUACUGGUACCCUUGCUGAGAGCAGAAGGCUUCUCCAUUGAAGCGCUUUGGGGGAAGACUGAAGAGGAAGCCAAACAACUGGCAGAGGAAAUGAACAUCUCCUUCUACACGAGUCGGACUGAUGAUGUCUUGCUGCACCAGGAUGUAGAUUUGGUUUGCAUCAAUAUCCCUCCACCACUAACUCGACAAAUUGCUGUGAAGGCUCUAGGAAUAGGGAAGAAUGUGAUCUGUGAGAAAGCUGCUACCUCUGUGGAUGCCUUCAGGAUGGUCACAGCUGCCAGGUAUUACCCCAAGCUGAUGAGCAUCGUUGGCAAUGUUCUCCGUUUCCUGCCUGCCUUUGUGAAGAUGAAGCAGUUGAUAGAAGAACACUAUGUGGGCAAUGUGAUGAUCUGUGACGUACGAGUUUAUGGGGGCAGCCUGCUUAGCCACAAGUACAACUGGAUUUGUGACGAGCUGAUGGGAGGAGGCGGUCUGCAUACGAUGGGAACCUACAUUAUCGACCUCCUAACACACCUCAUCAGCAGGAGAGCAGAGAAGGUCCAUGGUUUGCUGAAGACUUUUGUGAAGCAGAACACAGCUAUAAGCGGGAUCCGCCAUGUCACUAGCGAUGACUUCUGCUUCUUCCAGAUGCUGAUGAGCGAAGGUGUCUGUUGCACUGUGACUCUCAACUUCAACAUGCCUGGAUCAUUCAUCCAUGAAGUCAUGAUUGUUGGGUCUGCUGGUCGCCUCAUAGCUCGUGGGACAGACUUGUAUGGGCAGAAAAACACCGCGCUCCAAGAAGAACUACUGUUUACAGACUCUCUGACUGUCAACAAGGGCCUUUUGGAUAAGGGAUUUAAAGACAUCCCGCUGCUUUACCUAAAAGGAAUGGUGUACAUGGUGCAGGCACUGCGGCAAUCUUUCCAAGACCAGGAAGACCGUCGGACAUGGGAUCAUAAACCUGUCUCUAUGGCAGCCUCCUUUGAAGAUGGUCUGUACAUGCAAAGUGUAGUAGAGGCCAUCAAGAAAUCCAGCAGGUCAGGGGAGUGGGAGGCUGUGGAGGUGAUGACUGAGGAACCAGAUGCCAAUCAAAACCUCUGCGAGGCACUUCAAAGAAAUAACUUAUGAGCAUUCCUGCUUUGGAAGAUAGGACAAUUAACACUUCUGGCUGUAAAGUAAAAAAACCUCUGUUUUUAAGAUAUGUAGAUUCUUAUUUAAUAACCUUUGGUUUUUAUAAAUGUGUAAAGUAUGUCAUGUUCUGAUAGGAACUGUUCUGAUUUAAAUUGUUUAAAGAGUUUAAAAUGUUUCUGUUUUUGCAAAUGUUUUUGUCUUGGAGACUGGUAGGAAAACUUGAAUUGCCCUUUGCACUUGCAGUAGAUGAAGUAAAGCAUGGGAUCUCUGCCAUUGCAUGGCUUGGAAAUGGGACACAACCCCUGUUGUACAGGUUGCUUAUUUUACCAAUUUUAACAUGAGAGCAUGUAGAGCAAGAUCAGGGAGUAUCUGUUGUUCAGAUGCCUUUUCCUUCUCUCUUAGGGACUGAUUUAAGUUUUAUUCCUCAGUUUGUAAAAAUUUAUAAAAGAGUUUAGUGAUGUAACAGGUCUCUAAACUCCUAUAGGACAAAAAGUAGAGGAACGGAUUAAAGCUUGUAACAUAAGGAUCAGCUGUUUGACUUCCUGCACAUGGCAGAUACUUUCAGAUUCAUUUGAACUGGCACUUCAUUUAAAUGAUGCUAUGAAUUCUCUGUUGAUGAUGUCUUGGCAGGAAGAUCUUCAGGAAGUCUGGUGAUUUGUGCUGUUCUUCCAUAUCUGUAGACAUUAUUCCUUCUACUCAAGGGGCUGCCUGCAUCCAGCAGCUCCUUUCCAUAAGCUCUGUCCGUCGUUUGUGUUUACUGCCUGGCAGCACUGGUGCUGUGUCUGCGGGGCCAUGUUCUCAUUUCUGUGACUGUUAAUAAAUGCCUUCCAGGGUCAUGGGAUCUCCACCAUGUCAUGGAUAAAGAAGUUGUACAGCAUUAACCUUCUGGGGACCUGAAGAUGGAAGUAAGGAGGUAUUUCCAACCUCUUGCAGCUCUCUUUAACGUGCUGGCUGGGUAACUGUCACACUACACACAUCCUGAUAGCUGAGAGAACGGGGACUGAACUGUCAUGGGUAAGUCUGCUCUCAAUCUCAAACACUGGAUAUCAACCCUCUGGCCCUGCCCAUACUCACACCCUCCUGCAGCUGGUGUCCAGUGGAGAGAUCUGGUGGCAGUUCAUUGUGUUUGGGAAAUGUUUCUCUCUGAGGCAGGUAUGUGGAAGGGAUAAUCCAAUUUUACUAUGUUUAUUUUGUGUACUUGAAAGGGUUUUUUUAAAUGUAUUUCCCACUCAAUUGUAACCCUGUAUUUAUGUCUGUUAACAUGCAAACUGCUGUUUCAUAAGCUGGUCCUUCCUGAAAAAUACCGUUUUCUACAGAAAUAAAAAGUUGUGUUUGUUGAGGGCAUUCUUU
Molecule: messenger RNA, 2592 nt
Organism: Athene cunicularia (burrowing owl)
Lineage: Eukaryota; Metazoa; Chordata; Aves; Strigiformes; Strigidae
Gene: GFOD2
Product: glucose-fructose oxidoreductase domain containing 2
Exons: 2
Coding region: 82-1239 (385 amino acids)
Biological process (GO): extracellular matrix organization
Cellular component (GO): extracellular matrix
Molecular function (GO): nucleotide binding
Source: RefSeq, a predicted model, not a curated record